Cryptomeria japonica (Japanese cedar) is the source of this 3747-nucleotide messenger RNA. Its product is annotated as probable LRR receptor-like serine/threonine-protein kinase At1g53420. Gene Ontology annotation, molecular function: protein binding; protein kinase activity; ATP binding. The coding region runs from base 302 to 3292 and encodes 996 amino acids. Gene Ontology annotation, biological process: protein phosphorylation. NCBI's taxonomy places the organism in Eukaryota, Viridiplantae, Streptophyta, Pinopsida, Cupressales, Cupressaceae. The transcript is spliced from 25 exons. The record is from RefSeq and is a predicted model, not a curated record.
AAUGACAAAUAUUGAACAAACUUGGGAAUAUCUGUGUCCUAGAACCACUUAUGGAUUUGAAUUUGAACCCAUCACAUGGAAUCUAAUGCGGCUCUACUUUGAGAAAUUCGUGCAUUAGACUCGGUCAAUUCUAAACCAUUCUUGACGCAUAUGUCACAGCUUUUUCUAGAUUCUCUUCCAUUUGAGGCUUGAAAAGUUCUCAAAUUUUCGUCGGCAGCUGUUAACGAAACUUCAGAUCAUCCUCCAUGAUACCCUUCGAAUUUUAAUUUUAGUUAUUUGUAUGGGCUAUUAAGCUUGCAUCAUGGCUUUCCACCAUAUGUAUUUUAUGGUGUGCAUCGCUUAUUUGUAUGGUCUCUUCUUCAUAACUGGACAAGUUCAGGCAGCACCCACAGACAUGAAUGAAAUUGAAACACUGAGGAUAAUUUUACAGAAACUUGGUAAAAGAGAUUGGAAUUUUAGUGGAGAUCCCUGUACAAACUUUCAACGAUUCAGUUGUGAAUAUGACAAUAACAACAAUAUUUGGCGUGUCACCAACAUAACACUUCCAAGCCUAAAUCUGAAUGGAGUGCUUCCACCAGAACUAGCCAAUCUAUCACAUCUUGUGGGACUAGAUAUCUCAGAUAACUAUCUCAGUGGCUCAAUACCUAGAGAAUUUGGUUCCAUGCGUGCCUUGAGAAAUUUAUCUCUCUCAGGAAAUCUCUUGUCUGGUCCUAUUCCAAAGGAGCUCGGAAAUCUUGCAAGCUUGAUUGAAUUAAGCCUUUAUUCCAACAAUCUUAAUGGUACGCUUCCCGAAGAGAUUGGAAACUUGACAGCUCUGCGGAAUGUAUAUUUAUCUUCUAAUCAAUUCAGUGGAGAGAUACCUCCAACAUUUGUCAAGCUACAGAAUCUUACAGAAUUUUUUGCAUCUAGCAGUGGUUUCGUGGUUAAAAUACCAAAUUUUAUUGGGAAGCUGAUCAAGCUUGAAAAAUUGAUACUUCAAGGAACUUCUUUAAAGGGACCACUUCCUUCAUCUAUUGAGAAUUUAAUUCAGAUGAAAUACUUGAGGAUAAGUGAUAUAGCCGAAGGUGGUUCAAGUUUGGACUUUCUAAAAAAUCUCAUAAAUCUGGAGGAAUUAGUUCUAAGAAACAACAACAUCACUGCAAAAAUUCCAGACAUAAGUAACUCGAUGAAAUUGCAAGCUCUGGAUUUAAGCUUUAACAAUUUAUAUGGAGAUAUUCCAAAAUCUCUCAGUGAAUUUUCGAAUUCAAAAUUUUUGCUCCUUGGGAACAAUAGUUUGUCAGGUCCAAUUGAUCAUUGGUUGUUUGAUUCAAACUACAAAAUAAUAGACUUAUCUUAUAAUAAAUUAACAGGAGAUAUUCCAUCAGAAUUUACAAGUGAAAGUUCGAAAAGAAUGAAUUUGAUUGGUAACUUUUUGAAAAGUCCAAUCCCUAAUGAUCACAGCUGGAUUGCUCCUCUCCAAAGGAACUAUAUGUCUAAUAAACAAGCACCAAAUUAUCAUUUGGCUAUUAACUGUGGAGGACAACAACUAAAAUCCUCUUUAUAUGGACUGGAUUUUGACAGUGAUUUACAUGAAUUUAAUGACUCAACAUUCUAUCUGAGUCCUAAACAAAAUUGGGGUGUUAGUAAUAUAGGUUAUCUUAUGAAACAUUAUACAGAAUACAUGCCUGAGUUUGAGACUCCACAAAUAGUUAAGGGUAACAGCCCACCUAACUCCAUUGAUCCACAACUGUACAACACAGCACGUACUUCUCCUUCCUCUCUGAGGUACUAUGGCUUGGACCUCCAAAACGGACUAUACAAUGUAACACUCCAUUUUGCAGAGAUACAGUUUCCAGCCACCCAAAAUCCAAAAAGAGUCCGGAUAUUUGAUGUUUAUAUUCAGGGAAAGAAUGUAUUGAAAGAUUUUAAUAUAAUGGAAGAAUCUACAGAGAAAAAUCCUGUAGUUGUCAAGAACUUCACUACCAAUGUCACAAAUAAUACCCUAGAGAUUCACUUUUUUUGGGCUGGUAAAGGAACAUGUUGCGAGUCACAAGAAGAAAUCUAUGGACCUUUAGUGUCAGCUAUUAUAGUUGAUUCUGAAUUCAAACCUCAUAAACCCAAGAAUACUAAGGCUAUUCAAAUAACUAUAAUUAUUGUAGUAGUGGGGACCCUGGGCCUUUUGCUAGUAGUGUCUUUAGUCUUUAUCAAGAAGACAAAAAAGUGGGAAAGCAUACUCUACUUCGUUAGAAGAGACAAAGGCUUAGCAGAAUUAAAGAAAAUGACAGGAAAUUAUUUCAGCUUAAGGUUGAUGAAAAUUGCAACACAAAACUUUGAUCCCAAAAAUAAGAUAGGAGAGGGUGGAUUUGGUGCAGUUUAUAAGGGGAUUCUACCAGGUGGGAGAAAAGUAGCAAUAAAGCAAUUGUCGCAUCUGUCCAGACAAGGGAAUCGCGAGUUUCUGACUGAAGUAAGCACAAUAUCUGCAGUGCAACAUCCAAAUCUUGUCAAACUUUAUGGUUGCUGUGCAGAAGGAGGAGAGCUUCUCCUGGUAUACGAAUACAUGGAAAAUGGCAACCUUGCUCAAGCUUUAUUUGAUCCUGGUGAGGCUAGGGUCAAGCUAGAUUGGCCCACAAGGUACAGAAUUUGCCUAGGAAUUGCACGAGGGAUUGCAUAUCUUCAUGAGGAGUCACUUCUAAGAAUUGUGCAUAGAGACAUCAAACCUACAAAUAUUCUUCUAGACAAAGAUUUAAAUCCCAAAGUUGCAGAUUUUGGUUUGGCUAGGCUCUUUGAUGAGGAAAGUACUCAUGUCAGCACAAGGGUUGCUGGAACCAUUGGAUAUAUGGCUCCAGAGUAUGCUUUGAAAGGGCAUCUCUCAGAGAAGUCAGAUGUUUACAGCUUUGGAGUUGUUGUGCUUGAAGUUGUGAGUGGCAGAACCCACACAGACACGAGCUUGGAAGAGGAAAGAUGCUAUCUUCUUGAAUGGGCUUGGCAAUUAUAUGAGCAAAAGAAGACUCUUGAAUUGGUAGAUUUGAACCUAUUGCAAUCAGGAUACAAUGAAGAAGAGGUGGUAAGAAUGAUUCAUGUGGGUCUACUGUGCACCCAUGAGAAUCCUGAUGCAAGGCCUUGUAUGUCCACAAUUCUUGAAAUCAUGGAGGGUGGCAUGGCAACACCUGCUCCACAGUCUCAUCCAGGGUAUCUCAAUCAGUGGCAAGCUUGGGAGCUGGCUGCUGGAAGGCACCAUGUUCAAGCACAAUCCUCAGCAACAAGUAAGAGCUCAGGCUCCAACCAAAAAGGAUCUGGAAAAGACAGCUCUUAAGCGUUAAGAAAAAAAGCUUCAAAGUUAAAUAAGAAAUACCGCUUCGGCCAAAGUACAGAUCAUGAUUAUGAAUAAUAUACUCAACACUAUACUAUCUAGUUAGACAGAUUUUCCAAUACUCCCAUUCAUCUUUACUGUAGCUAUCUAUUUAUUGUUUUCAAAUUAAUGAAAAAGGGUGCACUUUUGUACUUGGGUAAUUAAAGGGCUCUGAGCUGAUAAUGCCUAAAACCUGAUGUCAUGUCUAAACUGCCGCACACACUUGGCAAACUAUUGACAAUAUGUUUAGUAAAUCUCAACAAACUGUGCAUAUUCAUUAUAAACUUGUUUUGUUGAGUUCUUUAAGCCUAGUGCAUUUGUUUUCAACAACAAAAUAUGGCAAGUCCAAUAUUCAACAUUUCUUUGGGUACAUGUUAAGCUCUGCGAUGACUCUCUAAUCAAUAGUUUUCUUGAUGAGA